Molecule: messenger RNA, 6557 nt
Organism: Haliotis rufescens (red abalone)
Lineage: Eukaryota; Metazoa; Mollusca; Gastropoda; Lepetellida; Haliotidae
Product: titin-like
Exons: 2
Coding region: 268-4866 (1532 amino acids)
Source: RefSeq, a predicted model, not a curated record
CUUUGGCUGCGAUGUACAUGCAAAGAAAUUAAGACAUGCAUGUAUCUGUGAACAUCCAUUUAUAGUUAUUUUUUCUUGUGCAAUUUUUAAAUAUUUACUACAUGAAGUUGCAUUUACGAUUCUCCCUCCAGAUAAUCCAAGGGGGACAACUCUAAAGCUCCUCAAGCCCCGACAGAUGCCGUUUCUUGUGUCAAAUGUAUCAAAUUUGUAAAUAUUUAGCUCUUAUCAUUGAUGUACAGUCUCUAACACGGAGACGUGAAGGACAAGAUGGCCAACAAGAACAAAGAGGAGAAGUUUUCCAAUCACCCAUGUCACAGACUCAGUGUGCCGGCAGCAAAACGCUUCUGGUGCCGUCAUUGCUUCGAGAUGUUUGACGACGCCAUUUCAAGAUGGAGGCAUAGCAAAUCCUGUAAGAACACCAGCCUCAGCAACAUGACCAGACGUCGAGAACAGGAGGCGUCGGCGCUGGAGGCGUACUGUGAGUCCACCACUGGGAAGAAGAUGGACAGUGACGGCAGAAACGUUGUCUUGCCGAACCUCAACCCCAAGACCACCAACAAGGCGUAUGCAGGACCCAAGGAGAACAGUUGGGUCGAUCUUAGCUGCUUCAUAUGCAAGAAGCAGUUCACCACCAUGGAGAAAAUGAAGGAUCAUGUUCGAGUCCCAUGUAACAAAGUUAUUCCAGUCACCAGCGAUGAUGUGUUCCCCUUUGCUACACGUUCCACACCGAAACCAUCCACCCCAGAUCCUGAUAUUAUCUUCCACGGAAACAACAGUCGACAAGGAGCAGCACCAGCGGAAACAGUGUAUGAGUUGGAAGACGAUUCUUCCGUAGCCAAUAAAAGGACGCCAUCACCCCUUGACCCAUCCAACCUUUCCAGUGAGACCAUGGCAGCAGUUGAAGCACUCAACAUGAUGGCCCGAUCAGACAAAGUCAAUCUUACUCAGUUCCUCAAUCAGUUGUCUGAGGGAGGGUUUGUCAUAGAGCAGGCAGCAGGGACGUCAUCCAGCAGCGACUCGCAGGACCGCGAGAUCGUCUUUACCGUCCAGGGUGACGUAGGCGAGGGGAACCUCCUGCAGCAGGGAGGAGAUAUUACAGUAGAAGUAGCAGAGGAUCUGAUACGGAUGGCACAGCGGGUGAGGGUAGAGGCAGUGGAGAGAGUUGUCGAGGAACAGGUUCAGGAGGAAGUGGUCCAGGAAGACCUGGUUCAGCAGACCGAGGUUCAGUACAUUCAGGAUCACACUCAGUACAUCCAGGAACAGGCCCAGUACAUAGAACAGGCUCAGUUUGUAGAACAGCAGAACCAAUAUGUCCAGGAACAAGCAGCUCCAGAACAGAUGCAGUUCGUUCAGGAGGAGCCUCAGUUUGUUCAGGAACAACCUCAGUACACCCCAGAGGCAGCAGAAGGUCUUCAAGAGUCGACCUAUACUAUUGUCAAUAUGGAGACCGGGAAGCAAUGCAGUGAGGCAGAGCAAGUGAUAGUCAGUGAGGCCCAGCUUUCUAACGUCAAGAUAGAGACCUUGACGUCCGACAGCGCUCAAAUUCUGGUGGUGCCAGUAGACCAAACUGUUGUCACAAAACAGGAAAGUAAUAGCAAUGCAAGCAUUCCUGGUAGUAAGAGAAAGCUAGAUGAGGACAAUUCUAUGGCUGAGGGAGAAGUGCAAGUCAAACUUGAAAAUGGGUCUCAGGUGAAAAAACUAUGCACAGAAGUAGUGACUGAGCAAAAUGUUCAGGACUGUAAUCUUAACGAAGAGGCUUUCGAAGCUAAAAAAAAACUUCGAUUUUACAGUGAAGGUUUGAUUGUGCAGGAAAAAUGCAAUAAAAAUUCUGAACCAUCAGAAAAAUGUACUUUGGAGACUGAUUUAAAACUGCCAUGCGAUAAUGUUGAAAAUUUGUCGGAAUUGCCGCAUCAAGAAACAACAGAAGCUCCUAGUUAUUUAUCUGACACACACAUUGAUACAACUUUCUUAGAUGAAAUUGAUGGCUUUUUCAAGCCAAUGACUGAAGAUAUGAUGAAAGUUGAGGAACCUACUGUAGAUAUUAGUGCAUUAAUGACUGUUGAAAGUACGAGCCCUGAAAGUAAGAGUCCUGCUAAAACAAGCCCUGAAAAAGAAAUGACAGCCAUCAAGAAGAUACCAUGUCGAAAGAAACCACCACCAACUUCACCCAAAAAACUGAGAUCAUCAUCACGCAAGUUGGUCCUGACCCCAAAGAAACAAAGACUGGUUGAAGAAAAGGAAAAGGUUACCAAGAAAAAAAAAAUCAAUGAAAGUGACUUGAAUGUUAAAACACAGCCCCAGAAGGCCAAACCCAAACCAGUUGAGUCAUCCCCAAAGAAAGAACUUGUCCCAGCACCAGAAGAAAAACCUAAAAAAGUUCAUCCUCCAAAGCCCCUGAAGUGUCGAGCGUGUGAAAAAGUGUUUAAUUCAGUAAAGAUGCUUCAAAAGCAUAAGAGUGUUCCAUGUGUUGUGAAAAUCACUCGAAACUUGUGCCAAAAGAUUUUAAGACCAAAACGUGCCUUGCCUAGACCGCCUGAGAAGAAAGUCGUCAAGAGGAAGCCUGUGAAUAAGGACUCGAAGAAACCCAAACUUUUGCCUGUUGGUUUCCGAAUACAGGCACAGUGGAUCCCUUGUAAACGGGAUAGAAAAUCUUCAAAGGGCAGAGGAAGACCGAGGAAACAAAAUAUUCACUAUGAGAGGAAGAAACGCAUCAUCUUACCAGACAGGACAAUUGAAGUUUCAUCUUUGUGUGAAAAAGAGCAAUUUUUCUUUGAACUUGGUUUGGUAUGCUCAGAUUACAUCCUGGAAGAGUUCCGCCGACCUUUACCCCAAGUGGAGAUAACUACCUCUUUAUCCGUCAGCGUGGAGAACGAUAUUUGUGACAAGUCAUCCUUGAGUGACAUUUCACCCCCGCUGUUGGAGAAGAUGGAGCCUGUUGAUGUUGGAGAGCUGGAGUCGUCACAACCACCAGACUUGACCUGUGAGGAGGAUGAGGAGCUAGAGCCGCCAUUGCUGGAACCAGUGCAUCUUGAUCAGGGGGGAGAGCAGAGAGAACCCAAGGAGGAUCAGGAUCCAUGUGAUGGAUCUCCAGUUCCAGCAUCAGAAGAUUCAGCUGUCAAAUCAGGGAGACAUUUCUUAGACUCCUUCACUUCUGAUCACAGCUCUGAUGUUGACGAAGUUGCUUCUAAAAGUGUUCCUGAUCGUCAUUUCUCUGAUGUUGUUCCACCUCUCGAGGACCAAGGGAUGGUGCAGUCUUCCAAUCAGCCAGACAUGAUUCAGCAGCUCAAAUCAACAUUAAAAACAGUCUGUUCUCCCCAGAAAGUUAGAAGUGCUACAUCAAGUCCCACAUUAAAAAUGCCUGAUGUCACAUCUGAUAUGUCCCCCCAGUCAAAGAGGAACCUGUUUGAAACCUUACAAACUAUGUGUUCUAGUUCGCCAAAGAAAGACUGCACCAGUCCCUAUGCUAACUCCCCGAAGCUGAGUGUAAGUGCACUGUGUACAUCAGCCGGGGCAAGCAUGACUGUCAGCUCCUCCACCAAAUCAAGUCUCGGUUCUCUCUCACCAAAGAAAUGUCUAAGUACCAACUCUAGUCCGAAAAAGACCCCUAACAUACUUGCCAGAAAAGCGUCCUCAGAAUUAGGCGCCAAGGAGCGUGGUAGUAGUAUAUUGGACAUAGUAGCUGAGAGCAUGGGUUUGAAUGUCUCUGGUUCUAAUAGUCCAGUCAGGGAUACCCCCUCCACAUCAAUAGUGUCCCCUGGCAGAGAGAGCCCUCGGUGUAAGUCUGCCGGGCAGAGACACAUGGCUACAGAAACCUACCUCCCUGUUCAAAACUGUAAAAAGAACUUGUUUGAAAGUUGUGAAUCUCUUCUUCCAUCAAAUACCCAUGACAGGUCUAGAAGUUUGAAUAGUACCUGCAAAACGAACUUGUUGCAGCCAGAGUUGACAGGUCACAAAGACACUUCACAAGUAGGUAAAAGCAAAACCUUGGAUCAAAUCCUGCCUACUGUGUCUCUUACACCAUCAAAAUCUGGACAAAUAAUUGUGAGUCCUAUUCAGCGUGAGAGGCGCAGUGCUGUCAAGUGUUCCGCAGCCAGUGUCAAGCGCAAACUAUGCGAUGCUGCUACUCAGUGUGAAGGCAUGACAAACUCCUCCCCUGUCAAGACAAUGUUAGGUCAGCUGGAACAAAGGCUGAAGCUGCUCAAGUCGGCACUUCGGAACCAGAAUGGAGUUCAACAGGACACAGAGGACAGUCUCAAGACAGUGUUGAAAGACAAGAAGGACCUUCUUCCCCAGCUUGUGUCUGUGUUACUAAAGCAUGGCUCCAGUGACAUCGACAAGAGCCCGAUUGGACUCCCAUGCAAAGAAAAUGGUAAACAUAUGGACAACAAUCUCCCCGAUGUUGUGAAAAGUGUAACGGAAAGUCGUGACUUAGAUGUGUCUCGGGUUAGUGCAGAUUGUGGAGAUGACAGCCAAACUGGAAGCUCCUCGUGUCAUGAGAAAUCUGUUUCGAGUGUCUCAACCAGCUGCAACACAGACAAGCAGGAAUUAGAUGUUGAUCAAAAGAAAAACUCAUCUGAAGAAGCAUCUACAGACUCUAGUAAAGUGACUGUUCAAUAUAUCAAUCAACUCGAGCCUAGCAUGGCCAAUGGGGUAACCUACCUGUUGAUUCAACAAGAAGGCAUGGAAGACUACCUGAAAACUUGUUUAAGUAGUGACCUUGACCUAGAGUCAGGGGAGACAAUCCAUGCGGUGAGUGUUGAGGAGGAGGAAGUGCUUACGGACUCUUUAUCAAACAGUCUCUUUGGCAACAGCAGUGUCUCACGGACAGUGGAUCAUGAAGUGUUUGUAAACUCCUCCGGGUUUUAGCAGCAGUAAUACAUGACAUGUAAUUAACUGCCAACUUUUCACACCAUAGCUGACACAAGGAAUUCAUUUUGAAACAAAAGAUUUUUUCAGUUAGGAUUUAAUGUUUUUUAAUUAUAAAUGUUAGCUCUAAGCUAAAUGGAAUGAAUUAUUGUCUGAUAUACCUGAAAUUAUUAACACACAACGUAAACAUGUUAAAACAGAUGUCUGAAAAUAAUUUAUUCCAAUUGAAAGUAGUAAUGGGGAAAGUAUUUAAUAAGUGUUUUUGAUAUUAGGAAAAGUUUGUGGUUAAAAUCCGUCAAGAGGUUAAAGCACACACUUAAUCAGUUAAUGAUUAUUAUCAUUUAGCAGUAAAAAACAAAAUUGUUAAAUUAUCCAUAAAACAAUAAAUCUGGCAUGGAGUCUAAUUUUGAAUUUUUCUUAUACAUUUGUUUAGCUUUCAGACUAUAUAUAGACAUUACUUGUGUAGGGAUGGCUGCAGUGUGUGUUAUGUAAUUCCACUGUAUUCCGAGUGUCAGUUAUAGGGGACUUGUGUAUAGCAGGUAGUGUGCUCUGUGUGACUGCUUCAUGUCAGCUCUAUUGUGACUGUACAAGUAUGACCAGGCAGAAGGGAAGUGACAAGUGAAAGUGUGUCAAGGAUGUGUCAGUUAUAGAUUCAUCAGAUCUCCAUGUCCACAUUGUUACUAGCAUCCUAGUUGACUUAAGGAUGUCAUCUUGUUUUCUUUGUUCUACAAAUUUAUUUCCAAUUUAGUAUUUAAUGGAAAUAAUACUUAAAUUUACAUUGUGUGGGCUGUAUUAACAGCAUUAGAAACUAACAGUUUUGAUCCAUGAGUCCUUAUAAUGAUAACAUAUAGCAAAACCCUCAAAAGGGCAAAUUUCUACUAGUCCUUAUGAUACCUUAACUAUUGGGCAGUUUGGCAAGGAAAAUAGGACCAGUGCCAAUUUCUAAGGCUGAUUUAAAAACAUGUCUUAUUUAGCAUCUAAACGUAAGAAUUAAUCUUUGAUAGGCAUUUUUGAAGUUUGAAAAAUAUUAAAACAUGCAACUAUAUCUGGAUAACAACUUCUUUAUUGUUUGUGACGUUUCAGAGCCUGUUCUUGAGCUUCCAUCAGUAAUUUCACCUGAUGAAGGCCAAGAUGUGGCCCUGAAACGUUACAAACAAAGAAGUAGUUAUCCUUAAAAAGCUUCAUGUCUUCAUUCAUAAUAAAAUAUAGACCUAUUCCCCCAGUUUGGUGUAUAGUACAAAACAAAACGUGUAGACAAGAAAUGGACCAAACAUCCUUUGCCUGUGCUUGAUAGCAAUCACUUACAUCUGUGUCUAACACAUGAUCAAGUAUUAAUAUUGUCUCUUCCAUCAGCAUGAUGUCUGUUUUUCGAUCAGUAUUCAGUAUUUUCACCCUGGUAAAGUAUUUGUGUAUUUUCGGUAGAGGUUUUGCAGGUAUCAGUUUCUAUGUCCUAGAUGGUCCAUUGUGUUGUUUUAAGCCAGAUUUAAAUGACAUGAUGCUAAAAAUAGCCAUCCAAUCAAAUUACACGAAAGACACUCAGCUGGGUUAGUGAUAAAAGAGAAGAUGGUGAUGUCAAUUAUGAAAUGAAUCUUUGGUGGUGAAUGUGUCCAUCAUAAUAGAAUGGCAGUGUAAUACACUGGAUCAUCGAGGGUGGUCCAGGGUAUUUAUCAUAAUGGAAUGGGGGGGCACGG